This is a messenger RNA of Diaporthe citri, 678 nucleotides long. RefSeq lists its product as uncharacterized. The transcript has a single exon. NCBI's taxonomy places the organism in Eukaryota, Fungi, Ascomycota, Sordariomycetes, Diaporthales, Diaporthaceae. Bases 1 to 678 code for a protein of 225 amino acids. The record is from RefSeq and is a predicted model, not a curated record.
AUGCCGCACUGGCGGCAACGACACGCAAAAUCGAGAUCCGCCGAGAGGCGAACCGUAGGAGAUCGCUCGAGGCCAGCGAGCAACAGGCCGCAGCUGAGCGCGAGCGAGAAUGGCAACACCUCCGAAACGAGCUCGAUGAAAUCAACAGAACGGGUCCCCGAUCACCAAUCAUCAUCCAAAGCCUGGACAGGAACGGCCGUCACGAACAGGAUCAAGGUUUCCCUAACCUUCCCCAGGCAGAGGCCCCGGCUUGACGUGAGCGGCUCGGACGCACCUUCUCCAGAAGGCCCGGUUUCUACGGCAGGGGUGGCAUUCAAUCCCCCAGCCGGCGCUGAAAAUGUCGGCGGAUCAGACGCAGAUGACGAGCUAGAGAAGUCAGAUAAAUUGGACAAGGUCGACAGCCCAGAUGAGGACGGCGAAGCAGAUGCAUCAGAUAACCCAAGCGCGACUUUCUGGGGAGUAAGAUAUGUAUCGAAGAAGUAUCUGGUUGAACAGGGCUUCAUGGGAGUGGGAAUAUACUCCGCGAUGUACCGAAGGAAGACGACUGACGCUCUGUACUUUCUGAGUAACCUCGGCGAGAGAAUCUGGUUGACAGACGAGAAUGGGGACGGCGUUCUCGCCCAAGACCAGGACAUGGAUCAGACAACCAAGUCAUCCUCAGAUGAGGCUGAUCCAUGA